AUGUAUUUCUUUUUUUUUCUCCUCUCACUUAAUUCACUCUUUCUCUCACUUCCUGUUUUCUCUCUUCUUUCAGUCUGUCAUGAUUUCUCUCCCUUCCUUGAUCACAUCAACAAGAAUUCUGCCUUUACAGCAAAAGCAAGAGCCAAUGCAGCAAAACAUGUUUCCAGCCGGUUUCAGCGUCCUGAACAGUUGGAAAAGGUGGACCAGUAUAAAAGACGUGUUGCUCGAAAGAAGGCUUCUGUGGAGGCAAUGCUGAAAACUGCUGUUCAGUCUCAGUUGGAUGGAGUGAGAACAGGACUUCACCAACUCCAGUCUGCUCUCCAGAACGUCUAUGAGAUCAAGAAGAGCAUGGAUGAAAUUGAUGAAUCAUAUAAGUCUAUAACUUCUCUUGAAGAAAAACUGAAACGUGUGCGUGAGGAGAACUCAAACUUUUGCCAGCUUGCAGCAGCAGUGGAAAAUCUGAAGCACAUCUUUCAAGUUCCUGAAAGUGUAAGGAAAACACAGGAAUUAAUUAAUGACGGAAAAUUGUUGCAGGCACACAAACAUUUGAUGGAUUUGGAAAUGGCCAGAGAUGAUCUCUUAAUGGAGCUUCAUCGGCAACCACAACAAAGUCCCACAGAUAAAAAUACUUUGAAACAUUAUUUUGCAGAUGUUGAAAAGCUCUCUGAAGCUAUGGGAAAGCAGCUUUGGCUUAUUCUACAACGAGCUUUGAUAUCUGUGAGACAAGAACCAACUAUUAUUGUCACAGUCAUCCGAAUUAUUGAACGUGAAGAGAGGAUAGACGUAGCUGCUUUGAAAAAACAUGAACAAUUUGGAUUCCUUCCACCUGGACGUCCUAAACAAUGGCGGAAAAAGGCAUUUGAAGUUUUAGAAGAAGCAAUUGCUGCCAGAAUUGAAGGCAAUCAGCUUGAAGAUAGAACUGAUAACAAAAUGUGGUUGGUACGCCAUCUUGAAAUUACUCGAAAAUUUAUGAUUGAAGAUUUUAAAGUUGUCAAGACUCUUUUCCCACCAAUAUUUCCUCCGGACUAUGAUAUUGUGAAACUCUAUGUUAGAAUGUACCACCGAUGCUUGUCAGCACAUUUGAAAGAUCUUAUCCAACAACAACUUGAAGGAAAUGAAAUCAUUACUCUGCUUAUAUGGCUCAAUAGUUAUGACUCACCAGAACUGAUGAAGGACCCAGAACUUAACUUUGAUACCAAAGACCUUGGUCCACUUCUGGAGAAUAAUGUAGUAGAAAUGUUACAAGAUGAAUUCUUGAAAAACAAGAGAAAAGACAUUAUUGAAUGGACUCAUAAUGCCUUGAAAAGUGAUGAAAAGGACUGGUAUAAAGAAAAACUUCCUGAUAAAGACAAAGACCAGUAUUACAACACACCUUUGGCACUUAUAAUAAUUGAUAUGGUUGAUCAAAAUUUAAAAGUAGCUGAAAUUGUCAGUGCAGAUCUUGUCAAAAAAGUCCUUCAAUUGUUUGUGGAAAAUCUUAGUGGCUUUGCAAAUGAAUAUAAAUUUGAAAUGAAGGUCUACAAGGAAAAACAUCUUGGCAAUCGCAGGGAAUCCAUUUAUUUUCCUCAGUACAUGAUUUGUCAUGUGAACAACUGUCUAGCAUUUGCUGAUUAUGUUAAACGGCUUCGUAAACUGUUCCUCGAGUUGGAAGGUCAAGAACAGGUGAAAGGAGAAGAGGAAGAGGAAGAUGCCAUCAUGAUCCGCAAAGAUCAGUUCUUUCAACUUGCAGACAAAUUCAUUGAUGUGGGAGAAUUUGGAUUGGAUGUUUUGGUGGAAGUUGUGUUGUUAGACUUGCGUACCAGUGGCCAUUUGGAUUCCCUUAUAUCCAAGCAGUGGUUGACUGGUGAUGAAGUAGUAAACACAAUUUGUGUUACUCUCGAAGACUACAACAAUGACUUCCAGCAUCUUCGACCUAAAGCUUAUGACAAAGUUAUUGAGAAAGCUGAACAAAAGGUUUUACAGGAAUAUUUAAAGUCAAUCCUACAACGGAAAAUCUCCUUCAAGAAUUAUGAAGAGAGAAAAGCAGCUGCUGAAAAGAUUUGCAAAGAAGCGGAACAAUUAGAAAACCUGUUUAGUAAAUUGACAACAACCAAAUCAAAGGAUUCAUUUGCUGUCUUAACCAUGUUGGCUGAGGUAAUACGUCUCCGGGACACAUCUAUGAUGUCUCUAGAAAUUACAGGUUUGGCAAAAAAAUUUCCAGACAUGCGCCGUGAUCAGUUGAUCAAUUUGUUGCUUUCCCGUGGAGAUUUGUCUCGAUCAGAAGCUCAACAGUUGGUACGAGACACAUUAGGAGAUGAACAAUUGCGUCCAAGAGAGAAAGGAGUCUUCUCAGAUAUUCUAAACUAA
Molecule: messenger RNA, 2346 nt
Organism: Acanthosepion pharaonis
Lineage: Eukaryota; Metazoa; Mollusca; Cephalopoda; Sepiida; Sepiidae
Source: the annotation of a GenBank genome assembly